GACUUUUGCCUUCCGCGUUGGCAAUUCCUUUGGUGCCGACUUUUCUCCACGUCAGUUUUGCGUUGUAAACAGAUAAUAUUGGAGCGUUGUUAUAAAACACUCAUGUAAACAUCGACGAUAACUUUGUAGUUAUCUAAGAAAGCAGCUACCAGUCGCGUCGACAAUGUCAUUAACGUUACUGGAGACGGAUGACAGCUAUGACUUUGUUUUUAAAAUAGUUUUAGUAGGAGAUGUAGGUGUUGGCAAAACUUGUGUGGUUCAACGGUUCAAGUCUGGCAAUUUCAUGGAAAGACAAGGAAAUACGAUCGGAGUGGACUUUACCAUGAAGACAAUGGAUAUUCAAGGAAAGAGAGUGAAGCUGCAGAUCUGGGACACUGCGGGCCAGGAGCGUUUCAGGACGAUCACCCAGAGUUAUUACCGCAGCACCAACGGAGCCGUCAUUGCCUAUGACAUCACUAAGAGAGGAACCUUCAUGGCUGUGCCCAAGUGGAUGGAGGACGUCAAGAAAUACGGAGGGUCAAACAUUGUACCCCUGCUCAUCGGGAAUAAGUCUGACCUGGUGGAUCAGCGUGAGGUGUCGUUAGAAGAUGCCCAGACCAUGGCCCACCAGCUGGAGUUCCUGACGGCCAUUGAGACGUCGGCUAAAGACGCCUCCAACGUGGAUGAGGCCUUUAACAAGAUGGCCGCCGAGCUCAUCCUGCGCCACGGGGGACCCAUGUUCAACGAGAAUGUGACGGAAAGCUUCAAACUCAACAGCAAAGACAUGGGCGGAGAAGGCUGGGGCUGUGGCUGCUGAUAGGUGGAGAAGGCUGGUGCUGUGGCUGCUGAUAGGUGGAGAAGGCUGGGGCUGUGGCUGCUGAUAGGUGGAGAAGGGACUGUACAUGUUGAUAAUU
This is a messenger RNA of Salmo salar (Atlantic salmon), 893 nucleotides long. It is a transcript of the gene rab43, whose product is annotated as RAB43, member RAS oncogene family. Lineage: Eukaryota; Metazoa; Chordata; Actinopteri; Salmoniformes; Salmonidae. The record is from RefSeq and is a predicted model, not a curated record. Gene Ontology annotation, molecular function: GTP binding; GTPase activity.